This is a messenger RNA of Triticum dicoccoides, 2830 nucleotides long. Its product is annotated as phospholipase D alpha 1-like. Gene Ontology annotation, biological process: phosphatidylcholine metabolic process; phospholipid catabolic process. NCBI's taxonomy places the organism in Eukaryota, Viridiplantae, Streptophyta, Magnoliopsida, Poales, Poaceae. Gene Ontology annotation, molecular function: D-type glycerophospholipase activity; calcium ion binding. Bases 142 to 2646 code for a protein of 834 amino acids. Gene Ontology annotation, cellular component: plasma membrane. The transcript has 4 exons. The record is from RefSeq and is a predicted model, not a curated record.
UCCUUGCAUGCUCUCUGCAGUUGUGCUUUCAUGGGAGCGAGACUGUAUAUAUACAAUACAAGUGUCGGCUUUGGAGGCCAGCCAGCCGUCGAGCGCAAGAAGCGACAGUAGAAGAAGACGAGGAGGAGGAGGAAGAAGAAGAUGGCCCAGAUGCUGCUGCACGGCGUGGUUGACGCCAAGAUCCUCGAGGCCGACCUGUCCGUCACCUCCGACGGCCAGCUCCGACCCACCCGCAAGACUGUCAUGAAGAAGAGAGUCUUCUCAUGGAUCAAGAAGUUGUCAUUCUGCAACAACAGUCAGAGAAACGCGCGCAUGCAGCAGCUGGAGAACGCCAUCGGGCUCGGCGGCACGGCGGGCAAGCUGUACGCGACGGUGGACAUCGACAAGGCGCGCGUCGGCCGGACGCGGAUGGUGAGCCCGACCAACGCCCCCGCCUGGAACGAGUCCUUCCACGUCUACUGCGCCCACGACGCCAGCCACAUCAUCUUCACCGUCAAGGCCGACAACACCGUCGGCGCCACGCUCAUCGGCCGCGCCUACCUCCCCACCGGCGGCGCCGUGCUCGCGGGCCAGCGGGUCGACCAGUGGCUCCCCAUCUGCGACGACAAGCGCCGCCCGCUCGACGGCGGGGACAGGAUCCGCGUCCAGCUCCGCUUCACCGACGUCGCCGAUGACCCGGCGGCCCGCUGGGGUGCCGGCGUCGGCGACGCGGCCUACCCGGGCGUGCCGCGCACCUUCUUCGCCCAGCGCCGCGGCUGCCGCGUCAGGCUGUACCAGGACGCCCACAUCUCCGACGGCUUCGCGCAGCGGGUCCAGGUCACGCUCGCCGGAGGGAAGCCGUACCAGCCGCGCCGGUGCUGGGAGGACGUGUUCGAGGCGAUCACCAACGCCCGGAGGAUGGUGUACAUCGCCGGGUGGUCGGUCAACACCGACGUCGCGCUGGUGCGCGACCCGCGUAAGCCGUCGUCGGGAACGCUCGGCGAGCUGCUCAAGAGGAAGGCGGCCGAAGGCGUCAGGGUGCUGAUGCUGGUGUGGGAUGACCGGACGUCGCUGGGCCUCGGCCCGAUCCGGCGCGACGGUCUCAUGGCCACGCACGACGAGGACACGGCCACGUACUUCCGUGGCACGGGCGUGCGCUGCAUCCUCUGCCCCCGGAACCCCGACCAGGGCAGGAGCUACGUGCAGGACGUGGAGACGGCGGCCAUGUUCACCCACCACCAGAAGACGGUCAUCGUCGACAGCAGCCGCAACGCCGCAGCCAACGCGUCGCCGGGCCUCGUCAGCUUCCUCGGCGGCAUCGACCUCUGCGACGGGCGCUACGACACGCAGCAGCACCCUCUGUUCAGGACGCUCGGCACCACGCACCGGAACGACUUCCACCAGCCCAACUUCCCCGGAGCGUCCAUCAACAAGGGCGGGCCAAGGGAGCCAUGGCACGACAUCCACUGCCGCGUCGAGGGCCCCGCCGCGUGGGACGUGCUCGACAACUUCGAGCAGCGCUGGCGGAAGCAGGGCGACGGCGACAACCACCUCGUCACCCUCGACCGCGGCUGGGCGGCGCGCGAGGCGGUCCAGGACGCCGACUCGUGGAACGUCCAGGUGUUCCGGUCCAUCGACGGCGGCGCGGCGGCGGGGUUCCCGGAGAAGCCCGAGGAGGCGGCCCUGAUCGGCCUCGAGACGGGCAAGGACCACGUGAUCGAGCGCAGCAUCCAGGACGCCUACAUCCACGCCAUCCGCCGCGCCCGCGACUUCAUCUACAUCGAGAACCAGUACUUCCUCGGGAGCUCCUACGCGUGGCGCCGCGACGACGGCGUCACCGUGGAGGACAUCAACGCGCUGCACCUCAUCCCCAAGGAGCUCUCGCUCAAGAUCGUCAGCAAGAUCGAGGCCGGCGAGCGGUUCGCCGUCUACGUGGUGGUGCCCAUGUGGCCCGAGGGCGUGCCGGAGAGCGGCUCCGUGCAGGCCAUCCUCGACUGGCAGCGCCGGACCAUGGAGAUGAUGUACAAGGACGUCGCGCUCGCCAUUCAGGCCAAGGGCAUCCAGGCCAGCCCCACCGACUACCUCACCUUCUUCUGCCUCGGCAACAGGGAGGCGCCCGGCCCCGGCGAGUUCGUGCCGCCGGAGAGGCCCGACCCUGACACCGACUACGACAGGGCGCAGCAGGCCAGGCGUUUCAUGAUCUACGUCCACGCCAAGACCAUGAUAGUGGACGACGAGUAUGUCAUCGUGGGAUCGGCCAACAUCAACCAGCGCUCCAUGGACGGCGGCCGGGACUCGGAGAUCGCCAUGGGCGCGUACCAGCCGGGCUACCUCGCGUCCACCAACCGGCCGGCGAGGGGGCAGGUGCACGGCCUACGACUUGCCCUGUGGCAGGAGCAUCUGGGCCAGGCCAGGGCAACCGUCGACCUCCUCCAGCCAUCGAGCCUGGCGUGCGUGCGCAGGGUGAACGAGGUGGCGCAGCAGAACUGGGACAUGUUCGCGAGCGAUGCGCCGCUCCAAGGAGACCUGCCGGGCCACCUCCUGGCUUACCCCAUCGGCGUGAGCGAAGGCGGAGAGCUGCUGGAGACGACGGCCUUCUUCCCCGACACCAAGGCCAGGGUGCUCGGCAACAAGUCCACCUACCUCCCCCCGAUCCUCACAACAUGAAGACGUACGAGAUCCUCUACGACUAAGAUGAUGACUGCUUGUCGCGUGUAGGCUGAUUGCACGUAGCGGAACGUGUAUAAACAAUUUACUAUACAGCUUGUGAAUUGGGAUUGCUAGUGCUGUAAUAACAAGAGUUCUUACAUCUAAGUCAAAUCAUGUACAUAAAGGACAAGAUUACUGGGUG